UCAACUCGGUGCGAAGCAAAGCUAACGUUAGCUACCUUCAAUUUUGUAAUUUUGUAUUUUUCGCAAUUUUGGACAGCUGGCUGCUUUUGUAAUUUUGGACUGCUGGCUGUCAACAACAGAACGGAGGUUGAUUACAGAUGUCAACACAAGACACACUGCUCCGGGCCCAAGGACACACGCUGUCCUGCCACCAUGACUGUGGUCCUGAAAAGGAGUACAGAGGACAGGAGGUCAAGAUCAACAGAUCGUCAUUUGGGGGAAGGGUACCUGCUUCAGGUGAAAUGGAACAACAACCACAACCACCUUCUUAUUAGUGCGGAUGCUCUAAGGAAGAGAGAUGUUUCCAAAGAGACAGUGGAGCGUUUUAGUGACCUUUUCCAACAAGGCCACUCCCCCUCAUCUGCCCUUGACACAAUAAAAUAUGACCUGCAGGAGGAGAAAGGUGACGACUAUUUUCUGGUGGCUGCAGAUCGGUCAAUUGUUCCUGACCCUGGGUUUUGCUACAGGCUGUACUACAAAAUCUUCGCAAAGGCCUAUGGAGUUCCCUCAGGCGAAGGGAUGGCUGUGGAUCUUCAAAAAAGAUUAGACGCCAUCAACCAGGAGCACGGUGGCAGAUGUGCUCAGAUGGAGGUAAAGGAUGGACAGCUCAUAGUGGCCAUUUGUACACCCGUUAUGCAGCGCGUCCAUGCAGCAGUCCAGCAGAGCGGAGAGCUAGUCUUUGUCGAUUCCUCAGGGAAUUGUGACCGGGAGAACCAUCGCAUUUUCUUGCUGAUGACACACUGUGCCGCAGGGGGGGUCCCUUUAGGUGUUCUCAUCACAACAUCUGAAAAUACACCAACGCUGCAGGCUGGAUUCACUCUACUCAAAGGUCUUCUGCCACCAGACGGCUUCUUUGGACGUGGCAUGGAGGGCCCCCAGACCAUCAUGACGGACGACUGUGAUGCCCUCCGCCAGUCCCUCCAUGCCACCUUCCCGACAUCCAGGCUGCUGCUCUGUACAUUCCACCUGCUGCAGGCAAUGUGGCGUUGGCUUUGGGACAGCCACAAUAAGAUUGUCAAAGAGGACCGACCCCAGCUGUUGACCGAGUUCAGGCGCCUGGUGUAUGUGAGCACGGAGGGGGAGCUGUCUGCUGCAUAUGCUGAGUUGAACAAUGGGAUUCUCGCUAAAAAAUACCCAAACUUCCUCAAGCAUGUGGCAAAGGUAUGUGAUUUUAGAAAAUAA
Lampris incognitus (smalleye Pacific opah) is the source of this 1221-nucleotide messenger RNA. RefSeq lists its product as uncharacterized. The transcript is spliced from 4 exons. Lineage: Eukaryota; Metazoa; Chordata; Actinopteri; Lampriformes; Lampridae. The record is from RefSeq and is a predicted model, not a curated record. The annotation marks the transcript as partial.